UUGUAUCACUGUUAUUUCGUAUAAUGUCAGGAAGUGAGCAUAACUUAAAAUGCAAUUGAUAAAAAAUGUGUUUCCGUCAAGUUGAAACAAAAGGAUUUAUAUUUUUUCAUUGCAUAGAAUAAAUUGGAUUGGGGUCCUGUUUCUUGCAGGAUGGGAUGCUUGAAAAGAAGCGUUGAAGUGGACUUGUACAAUAAUUGUCUGAUUAUUUUUGAGAGGAAGUUAUUCGUAAAAUAUAUUUUAAAAUUCAAUGAUAUUCUGUUUGAAAUUUGCAUACUUAAGCUGUUUUGUGACAUUUUAGGGGGCGAGAAAAAAAGGAUUAAAUAAACUCAUAAUAAAAUGAAACAAUAUUUAAUUUUAUAAUGUGUGAAAAUUGUGGCGAACACUGUAUUUUAUUAUGUUUGUGAAAUGAGUUAUAAAGACCACUUCCUCAACAUGUUGCAGUUAUUGAUUUGGUUGGACUAGAUUUGAUAUGAAACUUUAUACCAAUGUACAACAGUUACUGUUAAAUAUUUAACAAAAACGAUAAAUGUAUGAUCUACAACAUGCUAUUAUAUUCUUAAAGAUACAUUGAUAUGAAGAUAUAAAUUUUCUGCCCAUAUUAGAAUCAAUUUUUCAAUUAUUUUUCCCUGUUUUUUAGAAAAAAACUUGUCUUAAAGUGUUUCUAGGAUUUAAUACAAUUGAACGUGCCUAUCUUUAAGUUACUUAAAAUUAUGUGCUUCAAACAUUUUCAUUACAGUGUUAUGUAUAGAAUUCACUUAUUUGGAUGAUAACAAUUUGCGAUGAGGAUGUAUUCUGGAUGUUUAGGAAGUCUGAAACCGUGGUUUGCGCCGAUCAUAUUGGACGCGUAUUUAAGUUAUCUGGAUAUUUCGGAAGCCUGAAACCGCGGUUUGUUCCAGUUAUAUUAGAAAUCUGGAAAUUUCGGAAGUUUGAAACCAUGAUCUGCACUUAAAGUCAUAUUGGACUCAUAUUUAAGUUAUCUGGAUAUUUUGGAAGUCUGAAACCAUGGUUUGUGCUAGUCACAUUGGUCAGGUAUUAGUGACACGAGGUGGUAUAGGAGGGUGUAGCGUGUGACAAGGAUUAUAGGGGGGUCUGAGUGUAUAAGGAUGUCUCAAUUCAGGAGUAGUGUUAAAGGUCUUAUUAACAGGUUUCAGGGAUUUCAGAGGAAAACUAGUGAAAAAUGUCGUAAGCAGUCCAUAAAAGCGAACAAGAUCAGCAAGCCAAAGCCGUUGGAGGUUUACGUCGCGGUGGCCGAGUACCAACGUCAGGAGAAAGGGGAGGUCAGUCUUCAGCUUGGCAUGCUCGUAGAGGUCGUCGAGAAAACAGAAUCAGGUUGGUGGUUUGUGAACGUGGAGGAAGAGCAGGGCUGGGUACCGAGUACGUGUCUGGAACGUGAGGACGGGGUUAAAGAGGACACCACUGUUCACCUUGCACCGGGACAUGAGGAGCAGUAUCUGUGCACAGAGGAGUACACUGCCCAGAGCUGUGAUGAAGUCUCCAUGGAGAGGGGCUCUGUUGUCGACGUCAUGGAGAAAAACCUUGAGGGGUGGUGGCUUGUCAAAUACAACGGUAGGGAGGGCUAUGUGCCAGCCACCUACCUGAUUAAGACCGAGGCGUUCAAAAUUCGUAAGGACAAGGGGGAAAGGCCGCAUAACAAUAAUGUGCUCAGUGUAGCUGGCCCCCAGAUUGUCAAGUCCCUACAUGAUAUCAGCGACCUUCUUAAGGAUGAACGACCAUCAUCAGUGAUAUCUACAACGCCAGCAGUACAUAUAACACCAGCAUCACCAGCAACAAAGCCAACACCGCCACCACCACCAGCGAAACCUCAGUUCAAUCACCCAUCGGUGGAUGAGGUUGAAGAUGAUGUGUUCGAUGAUGAUUACGAACUCCCUGACGAUGACCAGGUUUACACUAUACAUGAGCUGAGCCAGAUACUGAAGGAGGAUCGACAUGACUCAGAGUCGGAGAAAAUUUAUGAGAGUAUACAAAGCAUGAAGUCUCGGUCAUUGAAGAGAUAUGGUUCUACCCGGCCACCACCCAGACCAUCAACCAGGCCAAGCCAUGAUGUGACACCUGCUACAAAACCAGCCCCUAGGAUGGAACGUUUGCAGUCGGUUGCCAAAGAGUAUGUUACCAUAGCAUCCUUUGCUGAUCCUGUUGGUGACGGAAUCAGCUUUGAGGCAGGGCAAAACGUCAAGGUUCUUGAGAAGAGUGACAAUGGCUGGUGGUAUAUUGACAUUGAAGGGCAGGAAGGUUGGGCCCCAGCGACAUACAUUGAGGAGUCUGGCCCCACCUCCCCCCGACCCCGCCCUCCUGCAACCUCACAGGCUGGCCUUGCAGGGAAGAAGUCAUACAGUCAGGAGGAUUUGAGUGCAGCUGAUGGUGAAGACAGAAGCUCAAAGCGUCAGUCAGCAGUUGUGGCCAUCGGAGGUCUAGCAAAUGCCCUGAAGGCCCGGAUACAGAAUAAGGGGAACAAGUCGCCACCCACACCGCCAAAGAAAGACUUCCUUGUGGGGGAGGGUCACGACAAGAAUGGGGAAAAUGUUCACGCUGGUGCAGAAACUGUCAGAAAGUUACCAGUGCCACCUACAGCUGAUUUGGUCAAACCUCCAGCUAAAGUCACACAAAAUACUCUCAAUAUUGCACUGAAACCAACAUGGAGGAAAUCCGCAGAUAGGAAUCUACAACCACCCCCUCCCCCACCCCCCGGAAAACCCCAGGGAGACUCAAAGCCAAACCCACCUCCCCCACCAGUCAAGCCUGGGGGUGAUGCCCGCAAACCCCUUCCCCCAACCCCGCCAUCCAAACCUGCCACUGAGACUGGCUCUAAGCCUCCAGCAUUUGCCCUUAAACCCCAUGGAGACUCCAAACCUAGUAUAAAUAAUAAGCCUUCUCUGCCUUUUAAAACAGACAAACCUAGUCCAGAAUUGGUCAGAAAGCCAGUGCCUCCUGCCAAGUUUGUGAGUGGUGAAGCUGACGGACAUGAUAAUGACCACAGACCAAACGUUUCAAACUUAGCUGGUGCUUUGAAAGCCAAGUUUGAAGCCAAAGAACAGGGAAAACCAGUGUUACCGGGGAAACCAAAAGACCAAACAAGCCCUAGGACUGCACCAGCUUUAAAGCCUGUCGUAAAUAUAAACAAACCAGAGCCACCUACCUUCAAUAAAAGGCCUGGAGGACCAAGUGUUCCAUUUAAGCCGCAGGUGGGCGCCAAGCCCGGGGUAUCAAACAGACCCUCCUGGGUGAAAGAGGAGAGCCCAAAAACCAGCAAUAAUAGUGACAGUGAUAAAUCUCAUUCUGACACCGGUGGUGGCAAGGUCUCAGAUCUUGCUAGUGUUUUAAAAGCUAAGUUUGAACAGCGGCAUUCUGAAAGUGAUGGAGCUGCCAAUACUGAACCAAAGUCACCAAGAGACUCUGGUAAUUGUCCUAAGCCUGCCUUUGGUAAGGUCGGUUUAAAACAUUUUGAAAAGCCUCAAAGGCCUACACCACCCACUCCCAAAAAGCCUGUAAUGAGUGUCUGUCCAAGCCGGCCAGCCCCUUCAGAGAAAAUCAAUAGCAACCUUAGCAGAGUGCUGGGAAAUCGGUCCCGUUCUCCGGUUUCAGAGGAGUCUAGUGGUUUGGACCCUAACAAGUACUCAGCACGGCCCCUGCCGCCCUCGCCCAAACCUCCGGAGAAGCCAGCAGGGGCUGGUGUAUCGUCUUCGAACACCAAACCUUUACCCGCAGUGCCCACAAAACCUGGUGGCCGACCCAAGCUAACCUCCCAAGCAAGUGUUGAGUCUACAGACAGUUCAGAUACAGAUGAGGAUGCCCCUAGGGGUGGUGGUGUGUCCAACCUGGCUAACGCUCUCAAGGCCAAGCUGCAUGUUGGGGGUGGUGGUCAGUCUUACGAUGUUCAAAAGACAGCAGGUAAACAACUGCCCAAAACUCCUGUGAAACCUAAGCCUGCUGUUCAACCUAAGGCUUCUGACAAUCACAUAAAAUCUGAUAUUGCAAACAACAAUGCAAAAGAGGUUACAGAUGAUAAGAAGUACAAAGCAAUUGCAGAUUUUGAAGGUUCCAGCCCUGGUGAAAUGCCACUAAUAGCAGGUGAAAUAUAUGAAUACCUAGAGAGUGCUGAUGGUUGGUGGUUUGUAGCCUCCAGUAGUUCUGAGGGCUGGGCACCAUCUGCUUUCCUAGAGAAGGCUUCAGGUGGGGAACCAGAGGGGCAGACUGGUUCAAGUUACCAGGCUAUAAAUAGUAACCAGCCGACUACUUAUCAGACUUGUUCAGACUUUAUAGCUGAGAAUGAGGGUGAACUGAGUGUGACAUGUGGGGAGGAGGUUGAAGUGUUGGAACAGGCGGAGGGGGGCUGGUGGUUUGUGAAGACCGUGGCAGGGGAGGGAUGGGUACCCGCUACCUUCAUACAACAAUCCUGAUAGUGGGGAAAAUUGUUAUUUCAAUUAGAUAUCAUUUUAACAUGUUUUAUGAUUAAUUAUAAUUCUCCAUCUUAGUGCAAGAACUCAAUAACUACAUAUAUAAAUAGGAGCAGAUAUUGAGUUAUUGCAAUAAGGUGAUAAUCAUAUAUGAAGUCGCCAUCAUUAUAUAUUUGUGAUAUAUAACUAGUGUAAUAACUAUCCAAAAUGUGUGACAUUAUGUCACUAAUAAAUAGUGUUGUAAAUGGCCGUGUAUAUAGCGAUGUUUUAUGUAUUUAGCACUGUAAAUACAGCACAGUAUUUUCUUAAAUACAUUAAUUACAUAAGUAAUUUCUUCUGUAAAUAUAAUCUCACUCUUGUGGUCAUUCAACACCAAAUUUAUUAAACUGAUUUACUAAAAUUGCAUAAAACACACUUGAAAAUCCUUUUUUUUAUCAUUUUAGUAAACUUGUUUUAAUAAAUCCUCUAUUUGACAUCUACAUUCUGUUCUUAUAUCAAAAGGACAUUCAGAUUACACUGCCUUAGUAAAUUCUAAUGCUAUGUAGAAUCUAAAGAUGUUAUACAAUCAUGAAUGUGCUAGUUUGUAUAUGUCUAAAUAAGGGUGUUAUAUAUAAAAUCAUGGUAAUAAUGUGAUGUCUGAAAUUUUAUUUUGUAAGAAAAUCAAAAACUAUGAGGCCUUUUUGUUUUUGCUGUAAGAUCAAACUUAAUUUUAUCUGUGAUACGUAAAAAAUGUUUUUUGAGCUUAGUCAUGUAAAAAAAAAAUUAAUAUUUUAAAGCUUAAACCCUAAUGACUCUUUUUUUUUCUCUUGGUUUGGUAGUUUCUUGUUUCAGAAAGAUGUGUAAAAUUUCUUUUUUUUAUAGAGUGCUUUAGUUAACUCUUAUCCAGGCCAUGUUGUGCCUGUUUUAAGUCUGACAAUAAUUUAAAAAAUCAAUAAAAAAAAUAAAUCAUGACUUACCUACCUUAGUUUUUUUUGGAGAAGUGAUAUUGGAAACAAAUAACCUUUAUUUUUUACACUAAGACCUUUUAGAACUGUGCAUAGAGCUGAUUGCUGUUUUACCAACGAAAAAUUGUACCACAGAUUUGAAAAAUCUGGCCAUCCAUUGGACAAAAUAUAGUCUUGAACACUAAAUACCUUUCAUGUUAUUUUCCAACCCUAUUUUGAUAUGCAUUUAAUUUUAAAUUAAUUUUCACAUUUAAAAUCGCAUGUCACAGAUUAAUUUAAUGAUCUUUAUUAAAAAUGUAUUUUUUUACAGGAAGAAUGGAACACCUAAGCAUUGAACAUGUUACAAUUCAUCAUGCAAAACAAGACUUUUUUUUUGUUUGUUAUAUUUUGAGUAUCAUAAACCAACCAAUUUUGAAUGAAAAAUAAUUGUGCAUUUUGAAAUUAUUAUAGGGCAAACUGUAUGAGAUCUGAGAUUAUUUGAAUGUUCAAAAAUGCAUAAUAAUAUAUACACAAUAAUAAAAUGUUCCCAUAUUUUGUGAUAUGAAUGCUGCCUUAUUAACACAAUAGCUGUUGUUAUUUUUACAAAAUUGUUAAAUAUAAACUCAUAAAUUUUAUGCCCCCAAAGUUGAGCAUAUUAAAAAUGCACCGUGCGUCCGUCCGUCCAUGCCAGCGUGUUUGUGUGUGCGCUCAUCAAGGCCCUGUUUCUUUGUCAUGCAGGGAGUGAUUUUAAAAUGUAUUGGCACAUUUGAUACAUGAAGAUGACUUGUCACAUGCUAGAUUCUUGCUACCUCAAAGGUCAAGGCCACACUUACAGGUUUAUCAUUAUGGAAUGCUGUACAUGUGCAUAAACAUUAUAGUAACUAUUGGAGGGGCUGUAACUUUGUCAUGCACUGUGGUAUUUGAAAAUGAAUUUGCUUACAUAUGUUUCUUAUAUACAGGCUGACCCAAGAUCCUACCACAAAUUUCAAGGUCACAUUUGGAGGUUAAUCAUUAUGGUAUGCUGCAUAUAUGUAUAUUGGAUUAUAGUUGGUUGUGUCCAGACUGUAACUCUGUCAUGCAGGGAGGGAUUUUAAAAAUACUUUGCACUUGUGUUAGGUACAUGAAGAAGUGUCCCUAUCUCAACGGUCAAGUCACACUUAUGGAAUGCUUUGUAUAUGCACAUGAAUAGAGUUUAUUUUUUGUGUCUGAGCUGUAACUUUGUCACUCAUUCACACAGGAUGUCAACCGUCAUGGGGGCCAGCGUUCACUUAAAGUUUAUUAUAGCUCUUAUUGAAUGUAGGCAUAUUAGUAAUUCAAAACCAUUGAACUGAAAUGGCACUUCGGGGGCAUUCAUCACUUUUUUCAACAGGCAUUCUUUCCAUUAUACAAGUGGAUAUGUUUUUAAGUUUUUUAUAUACUACCUUUUGCGGCAUUAAGUGCACUGAUAUGAAUUUCUUGAAGCUGUGAAAUUUUUACUUAAGUGUCUCCAUGUCUUCUAUUGUUAGCUUAAGGGUUUUCUUGAUUGUUAACUUUAUUCUGUUAUGGAUUGUUAACUUCGGAUACUUCUUAAGUGUUAACUGCAGUGCCUUCUUAAUUGUUAACUGAAUGUGUUCUUGAUUGUUAACUGCUGUGCCUCCUUUAUUGUUAACUGAAUGUGUUCUUGAUUGUUAACUGCCGUGCCUCCUUUAUUGUUAACUGAAUGUGUUCUUGAUUGUUAACUGCCGUGCCUCCUUUAUUGUUAACUGAAUCUGUUCUUGAUUGUUAACUUACUUGUGUUCUUGUUCUUAUUAUUAACUUAAAGGUGUUUUUUUAUCAUCUUAGUAACUUAUUACAUAUUCACUUAAAUAUAGAAAUUCAUGAGUUAUUGCAGAAUUUUAGCAAUACAAUCUUGCCAUUAUGCGCCAGUUCAAAGCUUAAAAACAUCUUUGAUUAAAAUUAUCUUAAAAUUAGAUCAUACAGAAAAUGCAUUAGGAUUAUGAGAAUUUCAAAAAGUUAGGAUCUUACUAACUCGAACUUGGAAUAAUGUUUGCAUGAAGGGCCAACAGUCAAGCUGGGUGAAUACUUCACUGAAGAAUCAUGCUGAAAAAUAAUUAAGUUUUAAUUCAUUAAACAAUCUUAAGUCUCAAAUAACAGGAUCUAGCUAAGCACACUGUUUUCAUUUUGUAAUGGUUUGUGUAAUAUUUUCCUCUUUAAGAGUUCUAAGACUUUUAAAGGAAAUUAUCUUGAUGAUAAAAAAUUAAUUAUUUUGUAAAUUUGAGUUUAAGUACUGGUAAAUAAUUUGGUUAAAUGGAAAGAUAAAAAAGCUUAUUAUGCUUAAGUUUCCUUUAAGAAAUUGAGGCCUGAAAACAGAUUUUGAAAUUGUGUCACUUCUUAUGUUGAAUGCUUUUUUUGUCUUUAUACAUAACUUACUGUUAAAUUCUUACAUUGUUCGAUGUAGACUGUAUAAAUGAUUGUUAAAUGAUUAAGUGUCUGGCGUUAUCAUUGCUAUACGCAUAUAUAAAUGUAACAUUAACAUCAAUUUCAUCAAAUGAAAUAAAAAUCUUAA
Molecule: messenger RNA, 7880 nt
Organism: Mya arenaria
Lineage: Eukaryota; Metazoa; Mollusca; Bivalvia; Myida; Myidae
Product: SH3 and PX domain-containing protein 2A-like
Exons: 9
Coding region: 1104-4415 (1103 amino acids)
Biological process (GO): superoxide anion generation
Molecular function (GO): superoxide-generating NADPH oxidase activator activity; protein binding; phosphatidylinositol binding
Source: RefSeq, a predicted model, not a curated record